CGUUCACUAUAGUAAUAACAACAAUAAUAAUAAUAUUACAUUUUUAAAAAUAAAAAUCUAUAAUAAGGCACGACACACGAAGUACAUUAUUAAUAAUAAUACAAUUUUAUUACGGAAUCUGUCGCGGUAUUUUGUUAUAUAAAUACAAACGCAGUCGCCGUUCGCCAUUCCGACCGUGGACUGUUGAGCACUGGUCGACUUACUGGUGCGGCGUAAUACUCACUACUCGAUCAAUACUCGUUCCGGUUGAUACGCAGUCCGUGUUCGGCAUAAUAUGAAUGUACACAGAACAUAAUAUUAUCAUUAUUGUUAUCACAGUCGUUUCGCUCUAGACGCCGAGUGCCGUCUACUUCCAUAAGCUAUUGUGACGACCAAUAGGUAGGUACCGUAAUAAUAUGUUAUUGUAAGACAAGAGACCGGCUACGGUCUCCCACGGUAGUUUCCGUGUUAAAAUGUAGUGGAGCUCGCCACCGGAUUGACUUGCUGUCGGAAAACGAAGGAGAGCACCGCACGACCGAUAAUGGCCGUGUGGCUGGAAGUACUAUUCGUGGCGUUUUUCAUCUCGCUGCCAUUCCUCUACGACACGCGACGAACGUUCCGCUACCAUUUCCGUCUAACCAUCUUCACUGUUCUGGCCUACCUCACGUCCCUGUUGGCCCUCUUCCAGUUCAAACACCGAUCCAGGUUAAUCGCAUAUUUUGGACAACAAAUCUCAGAUUUAUUGUCUCUUGAAUGGUGCCUACAUGGGAAAAAAAAUCUAUCAUCAACACGUGCAAGGGUGGCUAUUAUAAAUUAUCAAACUGACAUCGAUACAUUAGGACUCUUGCAUUUGGUGUAUUGUCAAGAGAUGGAACUGAAUAUAAUUUCAGAAACAAAUUUUAUCACCUUAUGGCCAUUUUCAUUUUUUCCAUGGUUGGUUUCAUUAGCAUUAUGCCCCAUUCAAUUUUUUUAUACUAAUUUGAGGUUGCUGAAUUUUUCUUCAACAUUUAUUGAUUCCAAGCCUACAAUUAUAUUAUCAUCAUCUACAAUGACAAAUGAAGAAACUAUUAAAAUGGCUUUUAAAAAAAAAUUGCCAGUUCAGCCUAUUGUAUUUUCCAACUGCUAUUUUAUAAACAAAAAAAAACAUAUGUUUGAGCCAGGUCGUGUUAUAAUAUCUGUGAUGCCAAUAAUAGAAACUGAUGGUUUAUUGGCAAAUGAUAUACCUAACUUCAGUAAUGAAGUAUGUUCCAAAAUACGUGCAGAAUAUGACAGUAUAAGUAAAAUAACUCAACUGGGCGACUAUCAGACACCAUCUUUUUAGGCCUUAGAGUUAAUACUAUUGAUAAUACUCUUCCAUGCACAAUUUUUAAUUAGCAAAACCUCAAGUUAUAUUUAUUGUUUAAUUUAAAAAGACACAUUUCUAUUCACUGUGGUAUGACUAGAAAGUAUAUUUACACUACUUAAAUGUUGAUAAUUCUUGAUUGUUUAUAUAUUUAUAUUGUUUUUUUAUUUUAAUGAUUUUUGUUUUUUUUUUUAUAUAAUAUAGACAUAUUUUGUUCUUAUUGGCUGUGCAUAUUAUAAUAUGUAAUUUGUUAGAUAAUCAUUUAUUUCAUUUUCAAAACUCCGAUGGUCAUUAAUCAUUACAUAAUCUAAAUACCUAAAAAGUAUUUUAUUUUUUUCUUAAACUAGUCAUGAUUAGUAUUAUCAUUUCUUUGAUUAUUUACUCAAUAUUAAAUUAAUAUAAAUGUAUUGUAUCUUUAAAUAUUGUGUUUGUUGUGUUUUAUUUGGAUUUUCUAAUUUUUAUUUUAACAUAGUUUUAAUGUUAAAAUAUCAAAAUAAUGACCAUCAUAAAAUUGUUUGUUUAUUUUUUCAUCUAGUUGUAAAGAAAUAUUUUUAUUGUAAAUGGGUUGGGUGCAAUUAUAUAUGUUAUCGGGUUAUAUAAAUUAAAUGAUGUCCAAUAUAGAAUUAGUUAUAAAGACAUAGCGAUGACUUAAAGAAUAUUAACUACCUACUAUUUAUAAGGAAAUAAGCUAUGCAUUAAGACUUUAAUUAUUUUUUUAAUUUAAUAUCCAAUAAAGUUAUCUUUAAAUUACUUA
Messenger RNA from Rhopalosiphum padi (bird cherry-oat aphid), 2075 nucleotides. RefSeq lists its product as uncharacterized. Lineage: Eukaryota; Metazoa; Arthropoda; Insecta; Hemiptera; Aphididae. Bases 521 to 1300 code for a protein of 259 amino acids. The transcript has 5 exons. The record is from RefSeq and is a predicted model, not a curated record.